This is a messenger RNA of Microdochium trichocladiopsis, 1395 nucleotides long. Its product is annotated as transmembrane amino acid transporter protein-domain-containing protein. Gene Ontology annotation, molecular function: amino acid transmembrane transporter activity. Lineage: Eukaryota; Fungi; Ascomycota; Sordariomycetes; Xylariales; Microdochiaceae. Gene Ontology annotation, cellular component: vacuolar membrane. The transcript is spliced from 4 exons. Gene Ontology annotation, biological process: amino acid transmembrane transport. Bases 1 to 1395 code for a protein of 464 amino acids. The record is from RefSeq and is a predicted model, not a curated record.
AUGCAGUUGUCCAAGAGCGAGAAACGACCGGACGAUAUGGCUGCGGUCGGCGCGUUGGAAGACACUUCAAAGGGUGAAGCGUCAAAUGGUGAAGUGUUUCAAGUCAACGUCGAUGGCGUCGAGUUCCGGACCGUCAGCUGGCAGCGAGCCACGGUUGUGUUUCUUAAGAUCAACUUUGCCAUGAGCAUUCUCGCUAUUCCUGCAGCCAUGGCUGCUCUCGGCUCUGUUGGAGGCUCCUUGGCCGUGGUUGGCUUUACAACUUUGAACACAUAUGCUGGCGUCAUUCUCGGUGAUUUCCGCAACAGACAUCCCGAAUGCCAUACUUUGGCCGAUAUGAUGGCGUUUAUCUGGGGCCGCAUUGGUCGAGAGCUCGUAGGAAUUCAGAUGAUCAUUACCCAGAUCUUGAUUUCCGCUGGCGGCAUUGUCACGGCGUCUGCUGGUUUCAACGCGUUGAGCAACCACGGGGCAUGUACGGUCUGGUUUGCCUUCGUGUCUGCCGUCAUCAUUACGGUCUGCUCAUCGAUCCGCACCUUUUCACGUCUCGGGUGGCUCACGUGGUUCGGCUUCGCCACCUUUGUCAUUGGCGUCUUCGUCUUUACGGUGGCGGUCUCGCAGCAGGAUCGUCCUGCAGCCGCCCCACAGACAGGCGACUUUGACCUGGGCUGGAAGCCUCUCGCUUAUCCGUCAUUCGUUGUCGGCAUGCUGAAUGCGGAAAACAUUUUUAUUAGCACUAGUGGCUCUUACAUGUUCCUCCCCGUCAUCUCGGAGAUGAGGCGCCCGCAGGACUUCCGCAAAGCCUGUAUCACGGGCGGCUUCAUCGUGGGCGCCAUGUACCUCUCCUUCAGCCUCGUUAUCUACCGCUACUGCGGCAUGUGGCUCUCGACUCCAGCCUUUGGCAGUGCCGGCCCCCUGUUCAAGAAGAUCUCGUACGGCAUAUCUAUGCCUGGGCUCCUCAUUGGCGUCGGCAUUUACCAGCACGUGGCGUCCAAGUACCUCUUUGUCCGUGUGCUGCGCGACUCUGCGCACCUCCAGAAGAACAGCUUCACACACUGGUCGACGUGGCUUGGCAUCAACCUUGUCCUGGGGUCCUUGGCUUUCAUCGUCGCCGAGGCGUUGCCGAUCCUCAACUACCUGCUCGGCCUGACUGCUGCUCUGUGCGCCGCGCCUUUCAGUCUCAUAUUCCCGAUGCUCCUCUGGAGGUACGAUUACAAGUCAGCCCGCACUGGCGCGAUCAAGGAGAAACUCCAGAAUGGCUUCAACAUCUUCGUCAUGACCCUGGGCUCCUUUAUGGUUGUUGGUGGAAUUUACGCGAUGGCCAUGGCGAUCAAGGCUGCCUUUGACAGUGGCGAGAUUGGAACCGUCUUUGAUUGCAGGGACAACUCUGGCUCGGUCUGA